This is a messenger RNA of Corylus avellana, 3663 nucleotides long. The record is from RefSeq and is a predicted model, not a curated record. NCBI's taxonomy places the organism in Eukaryota, Viridiplantae, Streptophyta, Magnoliopsida, Fagales, Betulaceae.
AUGACUAUUCUAACAUAUCGGCCAUCAUCUUCUCAAUCUCGUUGGGAUUACGAUGUCUUCAUAAGUUUUAGAGGUGAAGAUACGCGUAAGAACUUCACCGAUCACCUCUAUUCUGCCUUGGUGCGAGUCGGAAUUCGAACCUUCCGAGACGACGAGGAGCUUCGAAGAGGGAAUAUGAUCUCUAAAGAACUAUCCAAAGCAAUUUGUGGAUCGAGGAUUUCCAUUGUGGUUUUCUCGAAAGGCUAUGCUUCUUCUAGGUGGUGCCUUGAUGAACUAGUGGAUAUCCUGCACUGUAAUAAGAAUACCGAAGAUCACAUUCUUCUUCCGAUAUUUUAUAAUGUGGAUCCCUUGGAAUUUCAAAAUCAAACCGGAACUUUUGCGGAAGCCUUUGCUAGGCAUGAAGAGCGGUUUCAGACUGAUAUGAAGAGGGUGGAGAUGUGGAAAGCAGCUCUAAGUGAAGCUGCGAAUUGUUCUGGCUGGGAUCUCAAAAGUGUUCCAAAUGGGUAUGAAUCAAGAUUCAUCAAGAAGAUUGUUGAAGAAGUUUUGCAUAAAGUCAACCGUACUCACUUGAAUGUUGCCAUGCAUCCAAUAGGAAUAGAUUCUCGUGUUGACGAUAUGAAAGUUUUAUUAGAUCUUGAAAAAAGUGACGUUCGCAUUGUGGGCAUCUAUGGGAUGGGUGGAAUUGGUAAAACAACCUUAGCAAAAGAUAUUUAUAACAAAAUAUGUUAUAAAUUUGAAGGAAGUAGUUGUCUUUUAAAUAUUAAAGAAACUUCAAGGCAAUCCAAUGGUUUAGUUUCUUUACAAAAACAACUUCUUAGUGAUAUCUUGAAAGCGAAGAAUUUAGACUUUUGCAAUGUCGAUAUGGGAAUAGAGUGGAUUAAGGAAAGAAUUGAGGGCAAAAAAGUUCUUAUUGUUCUGGAUGAUGUGGAUCAAGUGAAGCAACUACAAGCAUUAGUUGGAAUACGGUUUGGUCAAGGAAGUAGAGUCAUUGCAACAACUAGAGAUGAACAGAUACUUACUCAACUUGGAGUACAUAAAAAAUAUAAGGUGGAAGAAUUGAAUAAUUGGGAGUCUCUUCGACUUUUCUCCCAUCAUGCCUUUAAGAAGGGCCAUCUUACAGAUGAUUACAAGGACCUUUCAAUUAGGGCAGUAGAGUAUGCUGGAGGAAUUCCAUUAGCUCUUGAGGUUUUGGGGUGUUUUCUAAAUGGAAUGAGUGUUUUUGAAUGGAAAAGCGAAUUAGAAAAAUUACAAAGUUUUCCUCACGAGGAUAUUCAAAAUAUUCUUAGAUUAAGCUUUAAAUCACUAGACUACUAUGCAAAGAAGACAUUUCUUGAUAUUGCAUGUUUCUUUAUUGGUAUGGACAAAGAAUACGCCAUCAGAAUACUUCAUGGUUGUGGUUUUUUCCCAUAUAUUGAUCUUAGUCUUCUCAUUCAGAGGUCUCUCAUGACAAUUGAUGUACAAAAUAAGUUGAGGAUGCAUGAUCUCAUUCGAGAUAUGGGAAGAGAUAUUGUUUGUGAAAUGUCACUUGGUGAUCUUGGACAACUUAGCAGGUUGUGGUUUCAUGAGGAUGUAUUAAAUGUACUAAGAAAUGAAAAGGGAUUGAAAGCAGUAGAAGGUCUCACCCUAAAUUUGCCGGCACUUGAAGAUGUACAAUUAAAAACUAAAGCAUUUGCAAAGAUGAAGAAUUUGAGAUUGCUUGAGAUCAAUGGUGCAUCUUUGAUAGGAUGUUACAAACAUCUUUCCAAAGAGCUAAGAUGGCUUUGUUGGCUUAAAUGCCCUCUAAAAGUUCUACCACAAGAUUUUCAUCUAGAGAAUCUUGUUGUUCUUGACAUGCAAUAUAGUAGUGUCGAACAAAUUUGGAAGGAUGACAGAGUACUCAACAAGUUGAAAGUUCUUAAUCUCAGCUAUUCCAAAAAUCUUACCAAAUCACCCAACUUCUUGCGAGUCCCACAUCUGGAGUUACUAAUACUUGAAGGUUGCAUAAACUUGGUUGAGUUGCAUGAGUCUAUUGGACAUCUAAAAGGUCUUGUUUUGCUGAAUUUAAAUGGAUGCAAGAACUUUAAGAAACUUCCAAGAAGUAUUUAUACCUUAAAAACUCUUGAAAGACUUAAUUUGUCUGGUUGUUUGAAACUUGACAAGCUACCUGAGAAAUUUGAGAAUAUGACGUCUUCAAAAGAGUUGGUUAUACAUAGAACUGCUAUUAAGCAACUACCAUCAUCCUUUGGUCUUUCAAUGAAUAUCAAAGGAGGAUCAUUACCUGGAUGUAAGGGUCAAUUCUUAGAAUCUCAGUUCUCAAGCUUCUCAUCGUGGAUAUCUCCAAAAAACAUAAAUCCCAUAAGCUUGCUACGAGCUUCCGUUUUCAGAUUUGGUAAUUUGGGAAGACUUGGUCUCAGUAAUUGCAGCUUCUCUGAAGAUGAGAUUCUCAAUGAUAUUGGGAGUUUAUCUUCACUCCAGGGUUUGGAUUUAUCAGAAAACAACUUUAGAAAGCUACCUGAUUGCGUCAGUAGCCUUCCUAAAUUACAAUACUUGUAUUUAGAGAAGUGUAAAUCUCUUCUUUCAAUUUCAGAACUCCCUGCAAAUGUAGAGGCCCUUAAUGCGUCUGGCUGCCCAAAGUUGAAAACACUCUCAAUUUCGCGGAGUUCACAAUUAGCUAGUCUUCACCUUACUGACUGCUGCAACCUGGAUGAGAUUGAGGACUUACGUUUGGAUCCUGAUUUAUUCAUUAACUUGUUUGAUUCCUACAAUCUAUCACGUAAAUUUCGGACGAGGCUUCUCCAGUGUCCACCAGCCCAAUGUAAUAUAUGUCACCGUGUUAUUUUACUCCCUUGCGUCCCUGGAGAGGAGGGUGGGAUUCCAAGUUGGUUCUGCCAUCAGAGAAUUGGUUCUUCAAUAUCCUUUCAUGUUCCUUCUCCUGCGGAGGGUGAGAUUCGCGUAUUACUUAUUUGCAUUGUUUAUGCAAAACAGAAAGAAUUGGAUCUGCCAAUGAAAGAAUCGUAUAUGCCAAUGACUGAAAUUAAGGUGAUGAUCCAUAAUAAAAAGAGAGACCACCGACAGGUUCUUCUCCCAAGUCUUUUUCUCUAUUCUGUAAGCAUGUCAGAUCAUUUGCUGUUAUUUCGGUGGCCUGUUGUAAAAAAUAAAGUGGUGGUGCUCGGAUCCCCAGACAAAAUAAUUGAGUUUGUAGAAAAAGUGGAAAUGGAGGUGUCCUUCGAGCUUUGCAGCUGGGUUGAAGUGAAGAAGUGUGGAGUUCACAUAGUGGUUGAUGAGUCAAAAACAGGCUCAUCUGGUGUCUUGGCUGUUAUGGAUACUACUGUAGAUGAUCAGCAUGUAAUUGUGCCCAAUAUCAAAUGGAUGAGACAGAGCCUCACCAUGCAUGAAUUCAUUGCUCAGGUAUGUGACAUUUGGGUUAAAGUUAAAGUUGGAUAUGUGGAGACUGGAGAAGCAUGUGAAGAAUGGAGAACCAGACAUAUGUACUCAUUGUUCAUAGAAGGGAAAUGUUGGCGAGGACACUCGCCGCAGACAACCGCCGUUUGUGACCAGAAAGAAUGUCGUGAGCUUGGAACGGUGGAACGGUUGGAGAUCUCUUGGCUUCUUCAUACUUCAACAUCACUGAUUGUACCCAACAAGAGAAAAGAGUUGGUUACUGAAUCAAAUGGAAUUCUAUAA